Messenger RNA from Plasmopara halstedii, 240 nucleotides. RefSeq lists its product as uncharacterized. Lineage: Eukaryota; Oomycota; Peronosporomycetes; Peronosporales; Peronosporaceae. The transcript has 2 exons. The coding region runs from base 1 to 240 and encodes 79 amino acids. The record is from RefSeq and is a predicted model, not a curated record.
AUGGACGUUAGGAUGGAUGCUCAUUAUCUCGAGCUCGUGAACAGAGAGCGUACCCAAUACAAGGCUCGUCUCAAUUAUGGCUACACGCGAAGACUCCCGACAUGUCGCUAUGACCGAGAAAUCUCACUAGUAGAAGGGUCGUCCUCCACCGACACUUCUCGAGAAGCAAGAGAUGGAUCAAUUCCAUAUGUGCAAAAAGUGGACCGGCAAAUUUACCGGGACUCUUACCAGUUUUGGUGA